Messenger RNA from Dendrobium catenatum, 1556 nucleotides. RefSeq names its product L-2-hydroxyglutarate dehydrogenase, mitochondrial. The transcript has 5 exons. Bases 75 to 1349 code for a protein of 424 amino acids. NCBI's taxonomy places the organism in Eukaryota, Viridiplantae, Streptophyta, Magnoliopsida, Asparagales, Orchidaceae. Gene Ontology annotation, cellular component: mitochondrion. The record is from RefSeq and is a predicted model, not a curated record. Gene Ontology annotation, molecular function: (S)-2-hydroxyglutarate dehydrogenase activity; (S)-2-hydroxy-acid oxidase activity.
UGAAGCCAAAGAGCAUCUUCAGUACAUCAUCGACCGAGGACAAUGAAACCGCGCGUAACAGAGAACACAAACCAAUGCUCUCGAAAGCUUUCCGCAAAGCCGGAGAGUUCGCAACGGCGACCGCGAACGCCAUCGCUCGCCGGAACCUUGUGAGCUCCGGCGGAGGAGUCUCGACGGAGACAGCUGACGUGGUGGUGAUCGGCGCCGGUGUCGUUGGGCUUGCGGUGGCGCGAGAGUUCGCGCUCAAGGGGCGAGAUGUCCUCGUGGUGGAGGCGGCCACGACCUUCGGCACUGGGACAAGCUCUCGGAACAGCGAAGUCAUCCACGCUGGGAUUUACUACCCUCCCCAAUCCCUCAAGGCAGUUCUGUGUGUCAGAGGAAGGGAGCUGCUCUACAAAUACUGCUCUGAUAGAGGGAUUCCACAUAAGCAGCUUGGCAAGCUUAUUGUAGCUACGAGGGUUUCUGAAAUUUCAAAGCUGGAGCAAAUUCUGAAACGCGGGAUUGAGAAUGGCGUUGAGGAUUUGAGGAUGGCGGAGGGAUCUCUAGCCAUGGAAAUGGAGCCGGAACUUCACUGUGUUAAAGCUUUGUUGUCUCCUUCUUCUGGGAUUGUUGAUUCACACGCCUUCAUGCUUUCCUUGGUGGGGGAUGCUGAAAACUUCGGAACUACAAUUUCCUAUAAUACUAUAGUUAUAGGGGGGCAAGUUGAAGAUAAUUCUCUGCAUCUCCAAGUUUCAGAAAGCAAGGACCUUGAAAAUCAUGCAGGGGAAUCUACUACUCAGCCUCAGCUUGUUAUCAUUCCCAAGAUCGUGAUCAACUCUGCAGGUUUAAGCGCUCUUCAUCUUGCUAAAAGAUUUCAAGGCCUUAACCACAGAUUCAUUCCAGCAUCCUAUUUUGCUCGUGGCUGCUAUUUCACCCUAUCUAACACGAAGUCUCCUUUCAGUCACUUAAUUUAUCCAAUACCAGAAGAUGGUGGCCUUGGAGUGCAUGUUACAUUGGACCUGAAUGGCCAGGUCAAGUUUGGGCCUGAUGUUGAAUGGAUUGAUGAUGUGGAUGAUAUAUCCAGCUUCUUGAAUCGGUUGGACUAUUCCGUGAACGCAGAGAGAUCAAGCAGGUUUUAUCCUGAAAUAAGAAAGUAUUUUCCUAAUCUAAGAGAUGGAUCACUAGAACCAGGAUACUCAGGAAUCCGACCAAAGCUCUCUGGACGAGGACAACUUGCUUCUGACUUCGUUAUCCAGGGGGAGAAUAUUCACGGUAUUCCAGGCCUGGUAAACUUAUUUGGAAUUGAAUCUCCAGGCCUCACAUCGAGUUUGGCAAUCGCUGAAUACUUAGUAUCAAAAUUUGCUGGAUAACGCAACUUGGCUUGAAAAUCAGAAGGCUUUGAUGCAGGUCAUUUUGAUCAAGGGUUUCUUUUCCACACUAUGUUCAUAUAUUUAUUCAGAGAUGGUAAGAUUUGUAUUCAUAUGAACUUAAAACUAUUUACACCAAUUUUAAAUUCUGCUUCAGAUAAUUGAAAGAUUUUUCUUUUCUAGCAAACUAACAUUUUUGUUUUUUGUUUA